CUGAAAUUUGAGAUAUCCUCUACGCUAGGGAGUCUUGUCGAGAAGAAAAUGGCCACUUCCGUCGCUGCUUCCUUUCAAAUCAGAUUCAGUUCCAGCAGCUUAACAUCACAUGAGCUUUGCCAUUUAACCCCAAACCCUAAUCAAUGGAGGUCUUCACAUUUAGCCAAGAGCUAUAAGUUCGUCACAUCCAUACACAGACCAUUGAAGAGUGCUGUGGUUGCCCCAAUGGCUCUAGGAGCAAAGCAGAAUACAAGUCAAGAUACAGAUGACAUGUAUGAUGACUUGUUUAAGAAAUAUGGGAAGGUUGUUUACAAAAGCAAUGACAAAAGAUCUCCUGUCGCUGAUGUUGAUGAUGAUGCUGAGUGCUUAGCUUUUGCUGUGGCAAUGGCAAAGAUUGCAAGUGAUGUGAAGGGUGGAGAUAUAAAACUCCUGUUUGUUAAGCCUCUGGUUUAUUGGACAAAAUUUUUCCUCAUUACAACUGCUUUUUCUAGACCUCAAAUUGAUGCCAUAAGGAACAGAAUAAACGAUCUAGCUGAAAAACAAUAUGGGAUAUUUGCAACUGGAGAUACAAAACCGAAUUCAUGGACAUUGUUAGACUUUGGUGACAUAGUGGUGCACAUAUUUCUUCCGGAACAGAGAGAACUUUACAACUUGGAAGAGUUUUACGCUAAUGCAACUCUCAUAGACUUGCCUUUUAAAAACGAAAACAACUUUCAACCCUGCUGGCCCCUACUACCCUCACCAUUACCACCGCCUCGCAAUCGUCGCCUCCAUUAUCUGCCCACGACUACCGUCGUUUGCUCCCUGCUCUCCUACACUUUUCAGUUUUCACAAUCUCAUCUCCUCCUUCACCGCGAGCCACCCUUCGGAACCAUUACCUGUUGCCGAUCCCAACUAGCCUCCUCCUCUGCUCCUACUAGACUUUUAUUCCCUUCGCCUCCGCCCCCUUUCCAUCCUUUUGCCGGCGCCGUACUAUUUCCUCUCCAGCGUUCCCACCUUGCAAAAGAUCACGUCUUUCCCCCGUUCAUCGCAUCACAGGUCGCAGCCCUCACCAUUUCUGUUUCUUUUAUGCAUACAAAACCCACAUUUUGUUACCAGUUAUGGCGUGGUAUUUCCCCUUCAUCUCUUCAUACAAUCUAG
Molecule: messenger RNA, 1140 nt
Organism: Lactuca virosa
Lineage: Eukaryota; Viridiplantae; Streptophyta; Magnoliopsida; Asterales; Asteraceae
Source: the annotation of a GenBank genome assembly